CUCGUUAGCAGUUUUGAGUACGGCGUUACUCUCUGAACUGUAUAACCGACAGAUAGAAAACAAAACUCGGCAGCUAAUGCUACUAGCAAAUGAGUCUCUUUUUGUCUCCACACGAUUAGACCUAUACCGUAGAGAUGAUUGCUAAGAAACAACGUUAUAUCUUGUACCUUCUGUAAAUAUUAUAUACUUUCUGUAAAUAGAUGUAAAUAACGAGUUCGGAGUUUCAACAGUACCAUCCUCUAUGUGCCUCUAACACCAAAUGAGAAGGCACAGCCUGCCUCUAUGCAAUCUUUUGCUGUACGCCGUUGUUGGUAGCCUUCAGAAUACCUCGUUUACCAGCUGAUUGGCGAAUCGUCCUUUCAGUGAUGGUAUAUAUCCGUUCAUUUGAACAGAAACUGUCAUUCAGUAUAGGUCAGAGGCGUAUGGCCCUUCUGCAUUUUCAGCGUAUGAGCCGAAGAUCUAUAAAGCAUUAGCGAACAAUUAAGAGAUCAUACCCGCUAGCCCGCGCCUAGCCGCCACCUUGAUAUAUCCAACUGUUAGAUACAAGUAUAUACUACAUUAUCGGAAUUUCAACUUGCUAACUUGAUUCGUAGUUCGAAGUACUUAAAACACCCAGACUAUGAAUUUAUAUCUUCAGCAAGAAAAAAAAUAUUGCAACACCAAGUUCUUUCCUCCAUGUUCAAUGAACAGAGUGGUAUGUACGUUUUUGUUAUGGUUAGUUGAAGGUGAGUUGUUUUUUCUUGAUAAAAUUUUAUUUUGUUUGUAUUUUGUGUACUCUUGUGUGUUCUUCUAUCUUGAUCAUUAUGGGUGAUGAGUUAAUCGUUUCAGGGGUAGAAUUCAAUGUGAAUGUGAUGGCCGGAGAUGGGGACAAUAAAACUCGAGUGAAUUUGAAUUCGUCAACUAAUCUGGAUCAAGAAACGGAUAUAGAAGUAUGUGACAUCUGCAUAGUGCCGGAAAGCUCCACUCAUCUAACUGUCACAACAGUAUUGCUAUACUGCAAACAGAAAAUCCUGAAUCCGUACCUGAGGUUGUUGAGCUUUAUGGGAUUGCGUUCGUUACUAAAUGAAAGAGAAUCUUCAUUUUUCCUCAAAGUGUUCAAUUAUUUUUAUACUGCUACUGCCAUACUUUUUAUGAUUAUAGGAUACAUUCUCCAAUACAUGUCUUGCUUCAGGAGAGACCGAGGAUUUUGGUAUGUGAUAACAAGUGACACACGCUACACGAAGACUUCCGUUAAUGCCAUUUUCCUGGAAACAUGCGAAGGCUCUCUGAUAUUCACGUUCGUCAUUCCGAGUAUUCUGCAUUUUGCUGCAUAUCUUCAUGCCAUUUAUGUCUUCAGGAGUGGGGAUGAUGAACAACUACCUGUUCUCAUGGAAAGAGUUUUUCUUAUAACCACCAACCUCAGUAGUAGUUUUAUCACCCAGAAAAAGUUAGUGAGAACACUAUGGUUUUACAUCAUUUUUAGUGUAUUAUGGAUGAUCUCAUGCUUCGCUGUAGUCAAUUUUAUGAUGACAGUCGGAAAUAUCAACUUCAAAUGGUUGGAAGAUGACACAACUGGUUCGUGGGGUGUGUGGUUGAUGAAGAUACUCCUGGUUAUGUGCACAUUAGCCCAUGAUAUGGUUCAAGCAACCAUUAUUUCUAACUACUGCCUUCAAGCAGAACUACUCACAAAUUAUGCGCUAUUUCUGAAAGAGAAGCUAUUGCAACAAUCUGUCGUCCCUUUAGAGUGGAUGAGAGAAAUUGAGGAUUUCAAGAAACUUCUAGACUACUUUAAUGGAAAAGUUGCGCACUCAGUUUGCAUCCUCACUAUUAUUAAUAUCUCAUUCUCAUGCUCUGGAUUGUUGUGGAUCACGAACUUAGAUCAUAUUGACAGGGAGACGUUAUCAGGAUUCAGCUUCAGCAUUCUGAAUAUCGCACUAUGGUGUUUCAUUGCAGUUUCUCCAUUCAUUCAAGCAGCCAGAUUAUCACAUGCUUGUCAGAAACUGAAGACUUCAGGUCAGGAGGCCAGAACACGUCCCUAUGUCCACCUGGAUACGCCUACUAUUGAACUAGAUUCGAUAUUGCUGUACACUACAAGUUUGAGCAUUAGCGGCAAACUUUAUUUCACAAGUAUUACGGGAAGAAGAAUAUGCCUAUAUAUGACCAUUGUUGCCAUUAUUUUAUUAGUACUUGGGCAGUGUCAUUAUUUAGUUUUCAAAUAAAUUUUUCGUUUUUAUUUUA
This is a messenger RNA of Acanthoscelides obtectus, 2217 nucleotides long. The record is from the annotation of a GenBank genome assembly. NCBI's taxonomy places the organism in Eukaryota, Metazoa, Arthropoda, Insecta, Coleoptera, Chrysomelidae.